Wallemia ichthyophaga EXF-994 is the source of this 1593-nucleotide messenger RNA. RefSeq names its product JmjC domain-containing histone demethylation protein 1. NCBI's taxonomy places the organism in Eukaryota, Fungi, Basidiomycota, Wallemiomycetes, Wallemiales, Wallemiaceae. Bases 1 to 1593 code for a protein of 530 amino acids. The transcript has 8 exons. The record is from RefSeq and is a predicted model, not a curated record. Gene Ontology annotation, biological process: regulation of transcription by RNA polymerase II; protein demethylation. Gene Ontology annotation, molecular function: histone demethylase activity; transcription coregulator activity.
AUGGAGGACGAGUCAGAUAGCCAUCCUCGUUGUCCUCAAUGCCCGCCUGCAGAUAGCGAUCAAGAAAUACCAGACGUCGAUGAUGUAUGGAUCGGCUGUGACGCCUGCGAUAAUUGGUUUCAUUGCGCUUGCGUUCAUGUUGAGGAUGCUGAGGAUAUUGAAAUCUGGUACUGCUCUACUUGCAUUUCAGCCGAUCCUAAUCUAAUCAUUAAAAAUAAACCCGAGCCUAGAAAAUCUAAGAGAUCUAAAGUUAAGCACGACUACGCUGCCAUAAACGAUGGAAUUGCAUCUUCUUACUUGCACGUCGAACGUCUUCCUUCUCUACAAAUUCAAGAUUAUCAAUUCAAGCAUUUAAAAGGUGAUGAACUCACUCUUGAUUGGCUAGAUAACGAUCCUUCAAGUAUGUCAGAACCUAUCAUCGUUCCUAAUCCAACCGGACUAGAUAUGAAAAUGCCCCCUUCGCAUAUUACUAUCGAUCAAAUCGCUGAUAUUGUCGGUAAGGACAAGCCUGUUGAAGUAAUCGAUUGCGCCACUCAACAUCUCUCUAAAUUCCCUUGGACUCUUGGUCAAUGGGCUGCUCACUAUUACAAGCGCAGAGAAGCACCUGAAGUUGAGAAAACACUAAAUGUUAUCAGUUUAGAGGUUUCCGAUACUGAUUUUGCUAGCCAUAUUAUACCUCCUAAGUUCGUAAGAGACUUGGAUUGGGUCGGUAACUUUUGGCCAAAAGAUAAGGCCAAAGAUGCUCCUCGUGUGCUUUUAUAUGUCUUGAUGAGUUUGACAGGCUCAUUCACCGAUUGGCAUAUAGAUUUUGCGGGAUCUUCAGUAUUUUAUCACGUCCUUAGAGGUCAAAAAACUUUCUAUCUUGCUCGCCCAAAUAGUUAUAACCUUCAACAGUACAAAAUGUGGUCAGAGUCUGCAGAUCAAGGCUCGCAAUGGUUUGGAGAUUUGGCAGAUGCUACAUAUACAGUAACUCUGAAGCAAGGAAAUACGCUAAUAAUUCCAACUGGUUGGAUGCAUGCUGUAUAUACACCUGAAGAUUCUUUGGUCAUUGGAGGUAAUUUUGUUCACAGCUACGGUAUAGAAGGACAACAAAAGAUUGUCCAAAUAGAAAUUGAUACAAAAGUACCUUUGAAGUUCAGAUUUCCUGGGUAUCAGACGCUUUGUUGGUACGUUGCAAAUCAUUACACGAAGGUCUUAAAAGAAGGGAAAAAGCUACCUGAGAGGGUGAUAAGGAAUCUAGUUGUAUUGGGUGAAUUUUUGGGCGGUCUUGCUUUUCGAAUGGACAGUCCGAUGAAUGAAAAUGGAGUGACAGAUGAAAAAGCAGUCAAGAUAGCAAAAACAUAUAGCGAAAGGUUUCCACAUGAUGAUAUAGAGGAUAAACCAUUCGAGUUAGCUGCUUGGUUAAAACUACGAGCAGAAACAUUACUCAAGUACAAAGCAUUCAAUGAGUCGUUGUCCAAGAAAAACUUGAAAAGACGGCGAAGCCAAAAUCAACCAAACAAAGAGGAAGAAGAAGAAGGAAGGUGGACAGAACCAGCAACAAAGAAGGAAUCAACGAGAAUGGGUUGGGGAUAUGUCCAAGCCAGAGAAUGA